Molecule: messenger RNA, 369 nt
Organism: Lathyrus sativus (Indian pea)
Lineage: Eukaryota; Viridiplantae; Streptophyta; Magnoliopsida; Fabales; Fabaceae
Source: the annotation of a GenBank genome assembly
AUGCCAAUGCUUGGUCCAGUAAACCGGAAUCCGUUUACAUUCCCGUACGCCAACAAGUGGUCUGUUCCAGGGAUGAAUUAUCAGAGAUGUCCUAGACACUCUUUAAUUGUGUACCAGAACCUCAUCGACCACCUUGGGCUAGAUGAUUUUGUCUGGAUGUCGUACGAGGGUCUCGACCACCAGCCCGACCCCAAUGAUGCUGCUGUGUGGACAUCAAGAACACCCACCAUUAGGUUCACUAUGUUGGAGAUGCACCAAAGUGACAGGGUGAAGCUACAAUUUGGGAUGCAUCAGGAUAUUCCAGAUGCUCCGACAUCAUUGGGGCAGUGGCAUCAGCAACAGGUGGACUCACAGUGCAACACAUCUUAA